AUGACUGGAAAUGAUGAGAAAGAUAAGCAUGAAUUGAAGCUGAGACUGGUAAAAGAAUUUGAAAUCAAGGAACUGGGGAAAUUGAAGUACUUCCUCGGUCUUGAGGUGGCAUAUUCCACACAGGGGAUCUUCAUAUCUCAGCAGAAGUACAUGAUUGAUUUAUUGACAGAAACAGAGAAGAUUGGGUGUAAGUCAAUCGCUAUUCCAAUAGAUCCAAACUAUAAGUUGGGAGAAGCUAAAGAAGAACCAGCUGUGGAUAAAGGAAUGUACCAGAGAUUGGUUGGCAAACUCAUAUAUCUUGCUGACACUCGACCAGACAUAGCAUAUUCUGUAAGUAUGAUCAGUCAAUUCAUGCAUGAUCCUAGAGAACCUCAUCUUCAGGCCGCCUACAGGGUACUGCAUUACUUGAAAGGCAAUCUGGGGAAAGGAAUCUUGUUCAAAAGGAAUGACACUCUUACUCUGGAAGCCUACACCGACGCUGAUUAUGUUGGCUCCAUAGUGGAUAGAAGAUCAACUACAAGAUAUUGUACUUUUCUUGGAGGUAACCUAGUGACAUGGAGGAGCAAGAAGCAGAAUGUAGUGGCAAGGUCAUCUGCAGAAUCAGAGUUCAGGGCUAUUGCUCAAGGAUUAUGUGAAUUACUGUGGCUGAGAAUCAUCUUGGAUGAUUUAAGAAUUCCAUGGGAGGGUCCUAUGAAGCUCUACUGUGACAACAAGUUUGUCAUUAAUAUAGCUCAUAAUCUUAUACAACAUGAUAGGACAAAGCAUAUUGAGAUUGAUAGACAUUUCAUCAAAGAAAAACUGGAGGAAGGGUUAGUGUGUAUGUCCUAUGUUCCAUCAGAAAGACAAUUAGCCGAUGUUCUAACAAAGUAG
Phalaenopsis equestris is the source of this 870-nucleotide messenger RNA. RefSeq lists its product as uncharacterized. Bases 1 to 870 code for a protein of 289 amino acids. The record is from RefSeq and is a predicted model, not a curated record. NCBI's taxonomy places the organism in Eukaryota, Viridiplantae, Streptophyta, Magnoliopsida, Asparagales, Orchidaceae. The transcript has a single exon.